Messenger RNA from Folsomia candida, 7406 nucleotides. RefSeq lists its product as uncharacterized. Lineage: Eukaryota; Metazoa; Arthropoda; Collembola; Entomobryomorpha; Isotomidae. The transcript is spliced from 22 exons. The record is from RefSeq and is a predicted model, not a curated record. The coding region runs from base 991 to 7260 and encodes 2089 amino acids.
UGGGGUUGAAGUUGUUGGACGUUGAUGAAAACAAUGCUAGUUUUUCCCCUGCUAAAAAACAAACUUCCGGAGUCCUUCAACCAAAUAAAUUUACGUGAAGCAACCAGCAAAGUAAAGCAACACGACAAGUUUUUGUUGGAGCUUGCAUAAAACACUUUCUAUCAUCGGCAAGUCGAGAGCAACGCAGACGCUAGAACUUAAACUACUAAAACUUAAAUUGUAAUACUUAAAUAUUUUAUGUACAGGACAAUUUUUACUCUGGAUUUGUAUUUGUUUGUGAGAUGGAUUCUAUUUUUGUAAAAACAAUCAAGGAUUUUACAAUCAUCAGGAGCAGUUGUGGUAGAAAAAAUGCUUUUGUGAAAUCGCACAAAAGUUAAUUUCGAGUAUUGCGACGAAAAGUUAGAUUGGGAAAGUUAUCGUUUAUGACUUUGUUUGAUUUUCUUAAGUGAAAUAUUUAACUUGUUUUCAUAAUUUGCACAUGUGCGUGCUUUAAUUGGAAUUUGGUUCAGUGUCAAUACAAAACAUACUUUUGUACAUUGUGUUACUUGUAAAUUGAGCAAAUAUUGAAAAAGUUUGCGGUUUUCAUACUUCUGUUUCGUCGUACUUCAACUUUUCAUUGGCAGUCAUUGACGGAAGAUGUUUUAUCUGUUUGGGGUUGAGUCUGAUCAGUUUGGGAUUCGAUGCAAGCCAACAACUUUAUUGACGCCAUCACAACGAUUCUCUACGAUUUAGUUCAUUUAUAUUUGAAAAACCUUGUGAAGUUGACCCCAUACACAUACAUACUCGGCAAAUACACAUAACACACACGUUCUCAAAAACUCAAAACCAACAUUUCGACGUGAACUCAAUCCAUCUGCCAAUAUGAAGGAUACCAGAAGCCAUGAAACCACCUUGGUUAAGACUAAGGUCGACUUGGAUCGUUGAACCACCCACCACACGUCGAAUCUGGUGAAUAAUUAAUCACAAACGUAUACGAUUUUAGCCGAAAAGAUGUCUCCAAUCCUGGACAAAAAAGGGAAGAAAGGAAAGGAAUCCAAGGAGAUGAGACGAAGCAGAACGGUAUCAUCAGGGGCUUCGGAGGGGGGAAGCAAAUUCAACCUCAAAUUGGAGCGAGUUUCAUCGCCCGGUAAUAAGACGCUGAGCGCAGCAGGGGCCGGCCUAAAAUGGCUCUUCAUGCGAAAAAAGCCAUCAAAGUCAUUGAAGGAAUUUAAUGGAUCUUCUUCAACGAGCUUCGUCAACCCAAUUCCAAUCGUCGCUGCGUCAGUGGCAGGCUCUCACACUCCUGGAUUCGUGAUAUCACCAACUGAGGACGAAAUGCAAGAAAAGCUAUCCGACGACGCUAGAGAUUUCCAAGCAGGGAGCCGAAAUCCGUCUCCAAGAACACAACAAGUGGAGCAUCAACCACAAUAUCAACGUGUGGUCACUGUACCCAGAACGCUUCCUCAGGAACGAAUUUCUUAUGGAUACGCACAAAAUCCACACCUUCAAAAUUUCCAACUGCAUGGCACUGCUCCACCCUAUCCGGGAAAGAAGCUAAUAUUUCGACCAUCCACAUAUGCUCAUCCACCUCGACAUUUUUCACAUAGUCCCCCAGAUGGGAUGAGUUAUCAUCAUCCCCCUUCUCCUCGAAUUCCACCUCCACAUUAUCAACAAAUCCGCAACGAUGCUUAUCCACCUCCUCCACGAUUGCUUAGUCGUCCUUCUGGGCAAACGCCGCAAAGUAUAAAUCACCCUCAUCAUCAUCAACCUCCACCACCACGGUCCCAAAAUUGUCCCCAACAACCAAGGCAUUUUUACAAUAAUAAUCGGGGUUCUUUUCCUCCAACCAAUUUUCCGAGUCACCGUCCGAAUCAUUUUUUGCCACAACCAGGGAGCGGCUUUGUUAAUAAUAAUAAUUAUCAUCAUUAUUUACUUCCUAACAAAACUCUCCCACCUCAAGUUCAGUAUUUACAGCCACCCGUUCCUAAACCAAGGAAAUCAUUAAUAUUGCGUCAAAACAAUGAUGCUACUUCAUAUGAAAAUCAGGGAAAUAAUUUUCCUGAACAGAAUGGACCCCGUUGGAUAAUUUCGUCUAGCGAACACCAUAAGCUUGGACCUCCACACCUUAUCGCAAAUCAGCGACACACAAGCAAUAGUUGUGUGAACUUGACCUCUUAUGGUUAUACGAAUGGAGAAAAUGAAGACGUAGUUAUUCGCAAAUAUUCGUCACAGUCUCGACUGUCUAGCUGCAAUAGCAGAAGUGAUUUUGGUAGUUCAAGUUCAAUCCCGUGGUUUCGUUGGUUCGCAAGUCGCUUGGAGAAAGAAGGUCAGACCAAGGGACUUCAUUCAACGGAGACCAGCGUCAAGUCGGAUGGGUCAAACACGCACUGCAUCCGUUGCAACAAGAAGCUGCCCACCACGAGUAAAGGACUGAAAUGGAUGAUCACCGCGCCUGUAGCCUGCUCAGUUUGUGCCCUUAAAGUGUGCAAGACCUGUGCUGUUUGGGACCAAUCCAAAAAUUCAUACUCUUGUGGUCACUGUCAUCCGCCAAAAUUAUUAUUAAGGUCAAUUGACAAAAGGAAGAACUUUUGGUUUGACAACAUAUCUUUAGGCGUUGAGCCUGGGACAAAUUUUGCCACUGCAGAGCGAGACAAAGUGACAGAAAAUGUGAGGGAACAUCUCGAAAGAAUCGUCGAAUCACACGUUGAUGAAGGAAUCGACGCUGUUUCGUUGGCAAGAAUUUUUGAUCAUCCCCAAUAUGACUUGGUGUUCCACCGAUUUCAUGAAGAAUUAAGCGAUGCACUAGUCAACCUUUCUUAUUCUUUGAAACUUGCGAUUGAAAAUAAACCAAUGCCAAUGAACGAUACGACAUCAGCAACGUCGGCACACACCGUGCUAACCGAUUUACUCGGUGACAUAAAAGAAGUGACGAUGGAACUCCCACUCAUGGAGCCAAUGAACAAGACUGAGGCUGCCGUGGUCAUGUCGCAGAACUUUGCAAAGUCUGUCCAACCGUCUUAUGAAGAUUUGGUUGCUACCGCAGUCAUUAAUAAAGCCAUUACGAAUGGGCAGAAACUACGGAGAAAAGCGGAUUCUCCCAUGAGCUUGGUGGAUUCUGCUGUGCAAACAGAUUCAGAAAUGAGUGAGGGGAGUGACUUACAGAAUUCGCAUAGACGCCAAUAUAAAGAUGUUCGAGGUUGGGUCACCAAUUUAGAGAAGACACCACAUCAACAGCAUCCGAAUAUUUCGGAUGAUGACUUGAGUAUGGGAACAAGUUCUUCAAACUGGUCAAACGAAGGCAAUAUUAAAGGAAACCAACAAGUUGUGAUCGAGGAACAAGUAGAAGAAAUAACGACAACGUACGAGAGCGACUCUGACAUUUCACGACAUCCACCUUCCAGGAAUAAGAAAGGGCGAAAAACAGCUCGUCAGAGGAACUCUGAACUUGCGAACAAUACAAUAAUUCAAGAUGACACAUUGUUGGGGGAUAUCGACUUGAAUCACUUCGAUAGCAAAGUGUCAUUCCCUGAAGGUGGCGUGGAUAUUAUUCCACGCUCCAAAAUAAAUGCUGAUGACAACGAUGAAGACGCGGUAGAAGAAAGCGCCGCUGGAAUCUUAGUCUCCCAGAUUUCGGAAUGGGAACAAAAUUGGUUGUUCAAGCGUCGUAAGCAAUUGCUUCGAAGACGCAAUUUAAUGGCUGAAGCUGUGCCAAUGCUGGUGCCAAAUCCAAAUGACGAUGGAAUUGAGCCAUAUAUUGGCGAUGAUAAAAUUUCUGACCUAUCUGACUUGUCCGAUCAUGUAAACGACAAUGACGACAACAACAAUUCAGACUUGGAUUCAUCAGCGGACGAAGGUGAACCAUCAGAAAUAGUUGAGCAAGAAAUUGUACACAAUCCAGUAGUGGAUGUAGCACUGCAAAUGCCACCGGCAGCAGUAAAAGUAUUAAAACCGGAAGAAAAUGAGACGAUUUCUUUAAACCAACAAACUGCUCCACUUCCUCAAUCUUCCAUAAUCACAAGUAAACGAGCUUCGGAGGCACCACACCGGUUAUCAAAUUCUUCAAUCUCAUCCAGAGAUUCUGCUUCAGUUGGGCGUUCAAUAGAAUUGGACAUGGCCAGCAGGCGUUCCAGCUCCUCGUCAGUUUCAAAGUCUGCAGCUCCCAAACCAAAAAAGAUUGCGAGUAGACCAAUUGACUCUGUUAAAUUAGUCCGUGAACCAUCAGACAUAAAUGUCAAAGUAGGGAAAACUGCUCGAUUUGAAUGUAUUGUCACUGAAGACUCGCCAGAAUUCAGCGUGGCAUGGUUUUUUGGUGGUCAUCUCAUUUCGUCCAGUGAGGGAAAGUCAUGGGUAUAUUCUAGUGGAAAGGAUAAGCAUUACCUCUAUAUUUACGACUGUCAAGAAAAAGAUGCUGGAAAAUAUGAUGUCUCCCUAUUUGACUUUAAAGGAAAUGAAACUAAAGUCACAUACAAGUUGAUUGUUGAAGGCACUCAAAAAAAUAAGCCACAACCACCCAACUUCACUGUAUUGGACGAUAUCAUACACACAGACAAGGCAGAUUCAGUAGUCAGCAUUCCAUUCGAAAUUACUGGGCAUCCUGAACCAUAUUUACAGGUGUUUAGAAAUGAUGUGGAGAUAAGCAAACUAUCACAUGUAUUACUAGAGGACAAAGGAGCUGGCCAAUGGAAUUUGGACCUCCGCAAAAAAGAAACAGAUUUUCCAGUUUUCGGGGAAUACGUUGCAGUGGCCAAAAAUAGUCAGGGUCAGACUAGAGUGACCUUUAUGAUUCAAGAGACUGACGGGAUACUCAAUCUGGAAAAGAAAGCCAUAAUGAAGCAAGAAGUUGUUAAUUCUACGCCCCAAAGAAAAUCUCCAGAACCAACAGUUCCCAGACCUGCUUCUUUGGAUUCUGAAGACUCGUCAAAUGGAGAAACCAUGAGAGAACAAUAUCACACUCUGAAUAGGAAUCAGACAAUGGUCAGGGAGGAUUAUGAAGCUGGCUUAAGUGAAAGUUAUCGUAAUACUGACCCGGCUACAAUGACUGUAGCAGAAAAAGAGAAAUUGAAAUGGAUGAAUCCUGUAAAUUUGCCAAAUAAUCCAUACGCACCUGAAAAUUUAGCCAAACGAAUUCGCCAAAGAGAGAGUAACUUUCAUUUGCCAACUAGUGGGUCGUCUGGAGACAUUGCGGCCACGUCGUCAGACGAUGAGAAGAAUCCAGUCAUGGAACGGAAACAAAAUAUGAGCCAAUUUUCCAGGGAUUAUUAUGUUCAUGGGGCCCCGAGUCAGCCAUCUAGACUAAAAUCUACGACGGGACCCAAUUUCGGCUCCUCACGGAGUCUGUCCCUGACCUCUAACUCUUCAAGAGAAGGGUCGAAAGAGAAGGAAAGUAUUACAUCAUUAGAGAAACAUUCAAAUUCCGAUAUUCUCGGAGAAAAAGCAACAAUUUCAAUUGUGCCAUCAAGAUCACCCGUACCACAAAAGAGGAUUUCGCAAAAUGGGAAUGCAUCUACUACAAGUAAUGGAAAACUCGCAACGGAAAAGUCAACCAUUGAAGUGGCGACCAAGAAAAAUUUCCUUGGUCCGGAACGCACCCCAUCGCCACAAGUUACCACAAGCAGGACUCCAAGUCCUAGACCGCGUCGCUAUAACAGUGAUCUUGGAGGCUCCGCACGACGAGAAGGAGUCGAGCCCAAAGUAAUUCAGUUACCAUCCGUCAAGAGAUUAGCUCAGCAGUUUCAGGCAUCUGAUGAUAAAGUGCAAAUCUUAGAACCAAAGCCAUCGAAUGGACAUCAACAACACAAAGCAAUGUUUCAACCUCGGGAACAAAAGAGCUAUCAACAGCCAAAGCCGAGACGUCGCCCAAGUGAUCUCGCACUCUCGGCGAGCAGCAACUCGGUUGUAAGGUCUCCACUUGUACCAAUUUCAGUCGCACGACGCGUGUAUAAUCAGGACUUGACUGCAGACGAUGAUUUUAAAACCCCAACACAGCCAAUUGUAGAGCUUGUCAUACCCAAACAACCAACUAGAACUGUUCCAACGAAAAAUAAGAAUGUUGAACCUCCUCAAUCUCCAGUCAAAAUCUAUCACACUCCUGAGGAAAUUGUAGACGACACAGUAGAUUUUACUCCAGAACCCAAGAAAAUUGAAGAACUUUCGACUUCGCAUGAGCGAGCUGAUAGUGGAAUUGGUAUGACUCCUACCCCUGAAUAUCAUUCGGUCCCGGUAACUCCCAUUUCCAACGAUGACAACCUUAUUAAACUCGAUGAAGAAGAUGACACAAACAACGCUCCUCCUCCGUUACCAGUUACCCCACCACCAAUUCCAGCCACCCCACCGCCACCCAGAACUCCUGUUUCCGAUGCAGCUGAUAACCUGAUUUUUUUGCUUGAAUCAAUAAAAGUUGAACCCCUCGAGGUGGACGAUUCUUUAGCCUCUUAUUCCUUUGGGGAAAGUAUUGGAGAAGAACAGAUUGAAACACCCUUCGAAAGCCGUCCUCAGUUCUUCAUCCCCUCUGAGGACGUCGUAAUGGUUUUGCCACCCGUUCCAACAUCAUUCACUCCAUUGAUGACGCCACAAAGUUCCGUAGACAUUUUGGAUUUUCAAAUAGAUGCAACAAUUUUGGAAAAUGAAGAAGAAUUUCCAGUUCAAACUCGCACCAGACGUAGCAUAGAAGAGGAUUCCACUAAUUCAGACGAUUUAGACAUUCCAAAAGAGUCCAACGUUUCACAACCUCUGUACAAAGCUUUCAACCAAAUUCCUCCCAGGAACGGACAGCCUGCAAAUAAGAAAUUAGCGAAUUCCCUGAACUCAUCCCUUGAUGAAAUUGACUUUGUUCCGCGUAACCCUGCCUUAAAGUCCGUGGAUUUAGAAAAGAAGGCCGAAGUCCAACGAGACAAACCGUCGAGUAACAAAACUAUGAAUAUUGUAGCUCAAUUAGAAGCGAAUCAAGGCACAUUAGAUGGAUCCAAAACUCUUCCUAGAAUGAGAACCGUUGACCAGGAUGACUUUUUAAACCAAGUGCGAGAAAAGAAAGCCAGAGAAGAACAAGAGCGUGCUCAAAGCCUUCGACUUCCAUCGAGACGUCCAACAGCAAUGGAAGUUUUAUCGAAACCAACGCCUUCUAUGCUCAAUAAGGAUGAAGAAGAACAAGAUUUGAAAAAGUUGAGGCAUUCAAUUCUGCGAGGGGCGAGAUCCGGGGUGGGAAACAAAGGGAAUCAAUUGCACGGUGGAAUUAAAAGUGAUCAGGACGCAGCAGUGGGACAGAGUUCACAGUCUGACUGCUAGGAGUGUGUCGAGGCAGUUUCGAGAAGGUCUUAAACAAGCUCAACCUCAUACUGCAGACAUCAACAUUAAAUUAAAAACCCAAGUAGUACCAAUUGUAGAGAAGCAAUUGAACAAUAACAAUAGCAAUAAUAAGGAAGCGAAAUUAU